Molecule: messenger RNA, 4983 nt
Organism: Dipodomys ordii (Ord's kangaroo rat)
Lineage: Eukaryota; Metazoa; Chordata; Mammalia; Rodentia; Heteromyidae
Gene: Rp1l1
Product: retinitis pigmentosa 1-like 1
Exons: 4
Coding region: 1-4983 (1660 amino acids)
Biological process (GO): retina development in camera-type eye; intracellular signal transduction; axoneme assembly
Cellular component (GO): axoneme
Source: RefSeq, a predicted model, not a curated record
AUGAACAGCACCCCAAGCAAGGGCCAGGCUCCAAGCCGCCGGCCGGGCCUGCCGCCCUCCACGGCUGCCGCUCCUUCCGUCGCCAGGGUCACACCAGCCAAGAAGAUAACCUUCUUCAAGCGAGGGGAUCCCCGCUUUGCUGGGGUUCGCGUGGCCGUUCACCAGCGAGCCUUCAAGACCUUUAGUGCCCUGAUGGAUGAGCUCUCUCAGCGUGUGCCUCUGUCUUUCGGGGUGCGCUCUAUCACCACCCCCCGGGGCCUGCACAGCCUCAGCACCCUAGAACAGCUCCAAGAUGGAGGCUGCUACCUCUGCUCCGACAGGAAGCCCCCCAAGACCCCCAGUGGCCCAGGUCGGCCCCAGGGGAGAAGCCCUUCCACUCUGCAAUCCCAGGGUCUCACAGGUGGGCGCCACACACCAGGAGCAUCUUCCUGGAAAGGUGCUGCAGCCCCAAGGACAGUGACACUGGUGAAGCACGGGGACCCCAGGUCCCAGAAAAGCAUGGUUCUCAGCCACAGGAACACGAGGAGCCUGGCGGCCUUCCUCAGCAGAGCCUCCGACCUUCUGCACUUUCCCGUGAAGCAACUGUACACAACCAGUGGGGAAAAGGUGGACUGUCUGCAGGCCUUGCUGCAUAGCCCGUCUGUGCUGGUGUGCGCUGGGAAGGAGGCCCUCAGGCCUCUGGAGGUAGAAGAUGCUGUGUACAGGGCUGGAACUUCCUCCGGGCUGACUUCACGGAGCAAACACGGUCGCUGGGGACCAAAGGCCAAGCAGAGCGUGAUCCAUUUGAGGCCCAGAUCUGGGGGAAAGCCGCCCAAGUUUUCCUUACUGCCAGCCAAGUCUGGUCCGGGUGAGCACCCAUCAUCCGGGAAUCAUGCCUGGGCGGGGCCUGUCCCCCACAGCUACCCUCAAGUCACACUCACCCACCCUGGUCCCUUGGUAGCUGGUGACAAUGUGGGGAAGAAGGUCCACGUGAAUGAGGAUGGCAGCCUGUCUGUGGAGAUGAAGGUCUGCUUCCAGCUGCUGGGCGCGGACGCGUUGCUGCGGUCCCAGGGGAUGGGGCGGGCCAGCACCCCCACGGCAGCCAGUGGCGAGGCCCGGGACCUGGGAGACACCGAGCCUCUCUGCUGCAGACCGGAGGGCCGUCCUUGCAGCACUGGGGAGUCCGGGACACGGGCACCGGCUCCCUUGGGAGCCCUUGGUAGCAACUGGCGGCCAGGGCCCAGCUAUGACAUCUGGAGGAAUCCGCUGUGCGCCCCCCCGGAAGAGCGGCCCACGCCGCGGAGGACCUGGGGGCCCGUCCACCUCUCCCGCUGCAGGCGCCACGGGACCCACGGCAGGAGAAGACCCAGCCAGCACAGCACCAGCCCGGCCUCGAGUGCUGGCAACGCUGGCAGCUCUGAGCCAGACUCCUGUGACCCCAGGGCCCUGGGAAGUGGGGGGGACGGCAGCAGUCCCUGCCCAGCCUCCGUGAGUGCCGCCCGGAGCAGGGGGGGGCAGGAGGCCGUCCACCAUCCACGCACAGAGGGCGUGGGGCUCCGUGACGGGGGGCAAUGUGGCUGCCUGGGACCCAGAACCCGAGGUGUGGCAAGGGCUCCUUCAGACUCAUCAGCCAAUCCUGGGUCUCCUGAGGAGGCCAGCAAGCGGGACGGUCAGCACCGUGCCGGCCGGAGCCAGGCAAGGGCUGUGACUGCCCAGGGCAAGGCCGCCCAGGACCACAGCCCCAGGGCUCCCUCCCCGAGCCCCCCGUCUUUGAGCAGCAUGGACCUCCAGGCAGAGAAGUGUGGACGGGGCCCUGGGCGCUCACAGGCCAGGAGCGGGCCUGUGGCGAGGCUGCCCCUGAGUCUGGACUGUGCUAGCUGGGAUGCAGGAGGCUCUGUCCCUCCUCCAGCCUCGGCCCCAGCCCAGAGAGCGAAGAGGAAGCAGAGGAGGCUGGCUGGCUCCCCGGGCCCGUCCAGCCAAGCCGCCCAGAGAGGCCAGGCCAGGUGGGACCAGUGCUGCUGCCACGCCCACGGCUCCACCGGCCCCGCAGCCCUGCAAGCGCCAAGGCCUCCUGCCAGAAGAGCCUGCCCCAGCGCCGGGACGCCGCCAACCCUGCCCAGAGCGAGGAAACAGACUUCUGAGGACCUGGGAUCACCCUCCCUUGGCUCCCAGGACUUGGCAGUGGCCAAGAACACCGUCACCACGUCCAGGAGUAACUCCAACGGGGCUUCCCGGUCCCACGGCCCCAGGGCUCUGUCCGAGGAGCCAGCGGGGGACAAGUGCAGGGUGCACGGCUCAGCGCCCACGGCCGCCCACGUGCGGGGGGCCGGCAGCCUGGGGGAUGAGGCCGCCGGCUCCCCCAGGCCCUCCUCAUCCUCCAUCCGGUUGGAUGGAUGUCCUCAUGGUGGGGCAUCCGGAGCCUCCCACGGCUGCUGCUGUUCACAGACGGAGGCCUGCCGGGUCUCGGAGGAUCCGAAUCGGGCGCGGGCCAUCUCCAGACCCUCCUCCGAGGCCUGCAGGGGCCACAGCGGCUACUUCCCCACCCCGCCAGGGGAGCCACCCCGGGCAGAGAAGCGCCAUUCGAGCUGCAGCGGUAGCAGUGUUGGCCGACGACGGGCUGACGAGGGUGCAGGGUCCAGGCGGGGGCUGCCCGGGCCCCCUCCUAGUGCAGAGCAGAACGUGGAGGGGCGGGAGGAAGACCCCCUGGGGAUGCCCAGCACCCUGCCCCACAGCUCACCCGAUGCCAUCGUCCGCGAGUGGCUGGGCAGCAUCCCAGAAGCACCCGCGCUCCUGGGGUACGACAUGGCGGGCGAGACCACACACGUGGCCGGCCAUGGCCCGGAAGGCCUGGAGGAGGAGGAGGACCCCGGUGACAACCAUUCUCUGAAAGGCCAGGUGGAGCUGCCCCCGGCCAGAGAGCAGUCCUCGGCAGCGGAGCCAGCAGAUGCCCUGACAGUGGCUAGCGGCGCAGGCCCUGGAUCAGAGGCUGAUUGCCACCAGGAUAAAGCUCCAGGAGAAAUGUCCCUGGCUGUCCCUGCGGAGGCUGGAGAGGGAGAGGCGGCCCGCGGGUGCCGGGGUGUGAGCCCGUACGCUCUUCCGGGACGGAUCUCUGCCUCCACGCAGAUCAUGAAGGCCCUGCUGGGUACCAAGCAGGACCGGCCCAGCAGCCUGCCAGAGGUGUCGGGCACGGCGGCCAGGAGGCUCAGCCACUCCGCCGGGGCCCUCAUCGCCUGCCUUGCCAGCCUCCGUUUCUUUGAUGAAGAUCUGGGGGCGCUGGCUGGCAAAGCAGGGCUCCGGGGCUCCUCGGGGUACCAGGAGCUCCUGACCAUCUCCCAGGCCCUGUGGCCGGGGUGUGGCCUCGAACAAGGCCGAGGGGAUCUGGGCUUGGGGACGCUGGCGUCACACCGGGCUCUGCCGGUGACGGUGACGACGCAGGGCUUCACGCCCACCUCGUCCUCUGGCGUGGAUGUCAGCAGCGGGUCUGCAGGCUCGGGGGAGGGCAGCGUGCCUUGUGCCAUGGACGGGGCCCUGGCCCCUGAGAGGGCGGAGCUGCCUCCGGAAGUCUCCCAAAGGCCAGAUUCUGGAACCCUGAGGUACCCUGAGGACUCGGGGGCCCCACAGCCAAGUCCCUCCACCAGCUCCACCAGCUCCCAGGAAACAGAGAGAGGCAACGGGAAGCGGGAGCCAAGACCUGCAGAGGAACAAUUCGUUGAAAAUUCAGUGCAGGAGGAUGGGGAGGCGUUAGAAGAGACUGAGGGAGGAGGGACACAAGGAGAGGAAAGAAUCCUCAAGCCAGGCGUCAGCCAGCAUGACAUGUCUGGGGCUGGCUCUGGGGACCGAGAGGGCUCAGAGGAAGACAUGGGCAUGCUGGAAGAGGAGGCAGGACGCGACGCCCCCUCUGCGGGGCUGUGUCCCCCAGGGAGGGUGGAGAGACCUGCAGAGCCCACCGAGUGUCCCAGCCACCAGGACUCACCGGUUGGGGAGGGACCGCGUGGCUCCCGGGGGGAGGCUGCUGGGGAAGAGCUGCCCACAGGAGCCAGGACGGGCCCGGGGACCGGAAAGGAGAUCACGUCCGUGGCCUGCAGAGAAUCCCUGGACCCUGACCCCGUCUGGGUGUCCAGGCUGCUGAAAAAGCUGGAAAAGGCCUUCAUGGCACACCUGGCGGGGGCCAUGGCCGCACUGCGCGCCCACUGGAACCUGCAGGACAGCAGCCAGCUGGACCAGAUGGCAGCCGAGCUGGAGCGGGAAGUGAGCUUGCGGCUCCAAGAAAGCACCAGUAAAGAACUCUGGAAGGUCCAGGCUAGGGCAGGGAGGACGGCUCUGGGGAGGACCAUCCCUGGGCCACCCCGGGGAGCUCUCUGGGGACAGACGUCCCUGCAGACUGAGCAGCGCCGCCGCCGGCUUUGGGGCCUACACAACCUCUCCGUCUUCCCUGAGCCGCCCCCGGGCCAGGGGCCGCUCCCCUGCACCCCAGAGGACCCACCCCCCCUCGGGCCAGCCCUGGGAAGGGAGGCUGCGGAGGAUGAGUUCUGCCCUUGCUAUGCCUGUGCCAGGAAGAGAGCAGCCCUCCCGCCCCGCUCCUCCACCGCGGGCGCCGUGGGCGCCCCCAUCAGAAGGGCCUUUGACCUUCAGCAAAUUCUUCAGAAGAAGAAAGGAGGAGGCAUGAACAGGGAGGCAGAGGCUCCUCUGGAGGAUCUCACGAGGUCCCUGGGAGACUGUUCCCAGGCCUCUCAGAAAGGCUCAGAAGAAGAUUAUUCAAGCCGAGACCCAAGGUGCACUGAAGUCGGAGCUCACGGGGCUCCACAUGCAGAGAGAAGAAUCACCACGAUGUAUCCAGAAAGUUCCACUUCGGAGCAAGAAGAAGCCCCUUCGGAACCAAGGACUCCAGUGCAGGGAGCAGAUGAAGACUGUGACCAAAGAGUCGAGAAGGUGGCUGGAAACUUCACCUGCACCCAGACUGGGGACAGGGCAGAUGGCUUUGGCCAAGACGACUUAGAUUUCUAG